Molecule: messenger RNA, 1584 nt
Organism: Echinops telfairi (small Madagascar hedgehog)
Lineage: Eukaryota; Metazoa; Chordata; Mammalia; Afrosoricida; Tenrecidae
Gene: CXCR6
Product: C-X-C motif chemokine receptor 6
Exons: 2
Coding region: 59-1078 (339 amino acids)
Biological process (GO): inflammatory response; immune response; chemotaxis
Cellular component (GO): membrane
Molecular function (GO): coreceptor activity; C-X-C chemokine receptor activity
Source: RefSeq, a predicted model, not a curated record
CUGUGAGCCCCGCUGUCUCUGGGACAGCACCAGCUGAGUCCGCUACUGAACAGGCACCAUGGACGAAGAGUACGAAGACCCUGGGUUUUUCAGCACUGCCAAUGACAGCCGACAGGAGCACCAUCAAUUCCUGGCGUUCAAGAGGCUCUUCCUGCCCUCCAUAUACGUGGUGGUCUUCAUCUGUGGCCUGCUGGGGAACUCCCUGGUGCUGGCGGUCUACAUCUUCUACCAGAAGCUGAAGAGCGUCACAGACCUGUUCCUGAUGAGCCUGCCCCUGGCUGACCUGGUCUUUGUCUGCACUCUGCCCUUCUGGACCUACGCAAGCAUCCACGAGUGGGUCUUUGGCAAGUACACGUGUAAAAUCCUGCUAGGGGUCUACACGCUCAACUUCUACACGUCCAUGCUCACCCUCACCUGCAUCACCAUGGACCGCUUCAUUGCGGUGGUGCAGGCCACCAAGGCUCACAACCAGCAGGCCAAGCGGAUGUUCUGGGGCAAGGUCAUCUGCUGGGCCAUCUGGGUGACCUCCCUGUUGGUGUCCCUGCCGCAGAUCAUCUAUGGCAACGUCUCUUCUCUCGACAAGGCCGUCUGUAGUUACCAUGACAACGAGAUCCCCACUGCGGUCCUGGCCACCCAGCUGACCCUGGGCUUCUUCCUGCCCCUGCUCGCCAUGGUUGUCUGCUACUCAAUCAUCAUCAAGACGCUGCUUCAUGCGCGUGGCUUCCAGAAGCACAAGUCCCUGAAGAUCAUCUUCCUGGUGGUGGGCGUGUUCCUGCUGACGCAGGUGCCCUUCAACCUGGUGAAGCUCGUCCGCAGCACGCACUGGGAGUACCACGCCAUGACCAGCUUCCAGUACGCCGUCAUCGUGACCGAGGCCCUCGCCUACCUGCGGGCCUGCCUGAACCCUGUGCUCUACGCCUUUGUCGGCCUCAAGUUCCGGAAGAAUUUCUGGAAGCUCGUGAAAGACGUCGGCUGCCUCCCUUACCUGGGUUUCUCAAGCCAGUGGAAGUCUGAGGAGACCUCCAAGAUGAGUUCUGCCUCUCACAACGUGGAGGCCACCAGCAUGUUCCAACUGUAGGCCGUGCCAGGGCACGCAGAAGUGGCUCCGGAAUGCACUGUGGGAGGUGGUCCUCUGGGAGAGCUGGGGCAGGCUUUGCGGAUAGCUGUGCAUUUCCAGGCGAAGCAGCCACUCGCUUGCUCUCCUCUCUGCUCCGCACGGACACCCAGGCCUGCUGCUUUGAAGGACUCUCCUUCCUUCCACUAGCCCCACGAAUGCUGGCAGCAAGGGCAAGGACACGUGGCUUCUAAGAUCCCAACUUCUCCUCCACUAGGACUGCAGCACACAGCCAGCAGGGCGACCAAUGGUGGGUGACAGUCUGUGCCCCUAGGCUCCACCGAUCCCCCCUCCCAGCGAGGGAGCUCAGAGCAGCCAUGAAGAGAGGUGUGGCUCUAGGCAGCUCCAGCCUCAGGUCUUGCCUCCUUGAGGUAGGUCUGACCUUUACAUAGGGAGAGCCUCAAGCUGUCUACCUGCGGAAGGACUAGCAGUGGGGGACGGUUGUGGCCCAAACGAGUCCCUGAAAUGAU